Molecule: messenger RNA, 4074 nt
Organism: Jatropha curcas
Lineage: Eukaryota; Viridiplantae; Streptophyta; Magnoliopsida; Malpighiales; Euphorbiaceae
Gene: TTA2
Product: fibronectin type III domain protein (DUF1423)
Biological process (GO): regulation of gene expression; maintenance of root meristem identity; maintenance of shoot apical meristem identity
Cellular component (GO): nucleus
Source: RefSeq, a predicted model, not a curated record
AUAGUAGUGGUUAAACUGCGUUGACUGUCAUAAAAUGAAAACACAAUUCUUCUUCUUCUUCUUCUUCUUCUUCUUGUGGCCUCACCUACCCUCUCCUCUUCUCUCUUCGUUGUCCUGUCUAUCUCUCCACCGCCGGCUCUCUACUCUUCCGGUCAUCUCCUGUGAAAAGGGAUAUUUUGAAAUGAAGAGAUUGAGAUCGAGUGAUGAUCUCGAUUCCUAUAACGAGAAGACCUCUGCUAAAGAUUUGAAUCCGAGCCGAUCGUCUCGAAGCUUUUAUUACAAAUCCGAUAAUGUAAGGAAGGGAUUGAUGUCUACAUCUUCUUCGUCAAGCCGUUAUGAUCGAGAUCGAUCUAUGGAUGAUGAUAGUCGGGAAAGCUCUAGAAUGGUUCGGAAGAGGUCAGAUCAUGAUUUCGAUAGCUUUGAUCGAAGAAAAGGGGCAGGCUUAGGGUUUGAUAGGUAUAGUAGUAGAGAAGGGUAUAGUGGAAGCGGUGGCGGAGGAGGAGUUGGUGCUGGAAAUAGCGAUAGACUUAUUCAUCGAUCAGAGAGCUUUUGUGGGUCUCGUAGAGAGUUUCCGAAAGGUUUUAGGUCUGAGAGAGACAGGCCAAGGAGAGAAGGCAGUGUUUCGUCCUGGCGAAGAUUUGGCAGUGGGAAUAAAGAAUUUGAAGAAAGUAGAGGUAUUAGAGGUGGAAAUGAUGAGAGGAUGAGUACUGCUGCUAGGUCUUCUCCUAAGGGACUGAGAGAUGUGAAGUCGCCAACAUGGUCGAGGGAUUCAGGGAGUGAGCAAACCAGGGUGAGAGGCAGUGGGAGAGAUGAGGGGAAAGGGAAAUCAUCAACUUCGAAGUCUAGGUCAUCACCUACUUGGUCCAAGGAUUCUGGAAGUGAGCAAUCAAAGAGCGUGGAGGUAGGGAAAAAGAGUGAACUGGAGGCUAAGAGUGUUGAAAUGGAAGUGAAGAGUGUUGGUAGUGGGAGCAGCAGUGAAAUGGAAGAAGGGGAGCUUGAGCCAGAGCCUGAAUCAGUCCCUCAGGUUGCCCUGGAAGAUGCAAAUGACAACAAAAAAGGACGACACGAGAAUGUUGUGUUGGAUGUUGAUCACAGAGUGGUGAACAGUGAAACUGAAGCCAAGGAUCAAGAAAAUGAAGCAGAGAAGGAAUCUGACAAAGCAAGUGUGGCUGAGGGGAAUGAUGCGAUGAAGGAAGUUGUUGAGGUACCAAAUUGUGAGCAGAAUUCACAUGAUAACACUAGUGGCAGUGAGGAGGAAGUUGGGAAUGUGGGUGGUGCUGAAGAGGGUGACGAGAUUCAUAGUUUGAAGGAACAAAGCAACUGCAAGGAGGAGAAAGAUCAGGAAAUGUUGGUUGAGAAGCCAACAUUUUUGAAAGAGGAAAGUAUACGAGAGAAGGAUAUUGAUCUCGAGGCAAAAAUGGAUGAUGUUGAAGUGCCAAAGUUGAGUAAAGAAGUUAAAGUGGAGAAAGGACAGGCUGAGGUGGAUACCAAUCUGGUUAAUGAGGGUUCAGGCCAAAAUUUGAAGGAUAAAGGCAAAAGUGUAGCUGUUUCUCCAACCUAUGCUGCUGAUUCUGCAGAAGAUGGUCCAUGGAUUGAGAGAGAAUCCAGAAAUAUUGCAACUUGCAGAGAUGAGGAAGAUGAUAUGGAAGGGCCAAGUACUAGGGGAUUUGACUUGUUCACUAGCUCUCCUGUUAGAAGAACAGAAAAAGCAGAGCAAUCAGGUGUUAGUAAGCUGAAAGAUGAAAAGCUGGUUUUGGAGCCACUUGAUCUUUCUCUUAGCUUACCAAAUGUUCUCUUACCUAUUGGUGCUGCUAAAGAUGCAUCUCAGGCCCCUGGUUCCCCCAGUCAUGGGAGAAGCGUUCAAUCUUUUAGCACGUUCCGUACAAAUUCUGAUGGGUUUACCGCAUCAAUGUCGUUUUCAGGCUCUCAGUCAUUUUUUCACAAUCCAAGCUGUUCUUUAACACAAAAUUCAUUGGAAAUGGACAACUAUGAACAAUCUGUUCACAGCCGACCCUUAUUUCAGGGAGUUGAUCAAGGAAUUUGGCCUAGCCAAGCUCAAAAUGAUUCUAAGGUUAAAGAUGUCCCCUUGUAUCAAAGAGUUUUGAUGAAUGGAAAUGGCUCUCUUCAUCAGUCUCAAGCUUUACAAGGUAUGCCAAAUGGUCAAGCAUUGCAAGGUGGCUCUAAAAUGCCUAAUGGACUUGAAAGGCAGUUGAGUUUUCACAAACAGUUGUCAGGAGGACACACAAGGAAUCCUGAUGAAACUAGAUCCCCUUCACACAGUGUGGGAUCUCAGGAUAUUGGUUCAAAUUAUAGCCUUGAGAAGAAACGAGCCAUGAGAGAAAAACAUGUUCUAUACAGGAGUAAUAGCCAGAAGGAGCAGGAACAGUUUUUGAUAGGUGGGGCUGAUUUUGUUGAGACUAUCAUCAGCAGAAUAGUUUCUGAUCCUAUUCACGUAAUGGCUAGGAAAUUUCAUGAGAUGACGGGACAGUCCGCAUCUCUGGUUAAGGAGAGUAUUCGUGAGAUCAUGAUAAAUGCCGAUAAGCAAGGACAACUAUAUGCAUUUCAGAGUGCUCUGCAAAAUAGGCCUGACUUAACCUUGGAUAUGCUAUUGAAGGCCCAUCGCUUUCAAUUGGAAAUCUUGGUUGCUCUGAAAACCGGCCUUAGGGAAUAUCUUCAGGUGGACAGUAAUAUUUCAUCUUCUGAUUUGGCAGAGGUGUUCCUAAACUUAAGAUGUAGAAAUCUUUCCUGUCGAAGUCCUUUGCCUGUGGAUGAAUGCGAAUGCAAGGUCUGUGUGAAGAGGAAUGGUUUUUGUAGUGCAUGUAUGUGCCUUGUUUGUUCAAAGUUUGACAUGGCAUCUCAAACAUGUGGUUGGGUUGGGUGUGACGUUUGUCUUCAUUGGUGCCAUGCGGAUUGUGCAUUGCGGGAGUCUUGUAUUAGAAAUGGAAGAAGUGCUGCUGGGGCUCAAGGGACUACUGAGAUGCAAUUUCAUUGUGUUGCUUGUGAUCACCCCUCUGAGAUGUUUGGUUUUGUGAAGGAGGUUUUUCAAAACUUUGCGAAGACAUGGAAAUUAGAAACAUUUUGCAAGGAGCUCGAGUAUGUGAAGAGAAUUUUUAGUGCUAGCAAGGAUAUGAGAGGGAGGAGGCUGCAUGAAAUUGCUGAUCUGAUGCUGGAAAAAUUGGCAAAUAAGUCUCAUCUCUCUGACGUUUAUAGUAAUAUCAUGAGUUUCUUGACUGAAAGUGACUCUUCCAAGUUCAGCAAUACUUCAGUGUUCUCUGGGAAGGAGCAAGGAAACGGAAGUAGUGCAGGGAUUGCUGGGCCUAGCCAGGAUACAUCAUGGCUCAAAUCUGUUUAUACGGAAAAAGCUCCUCAGUUAGAAAGAUCGACUAGCCUACUGCCUAGCUUUCACACAGGCUUGAAUGAUAAGCAUCCUGUAGAAUCAGAGUUAGAGAGGAGUGCCCAGAAAGUACCGAUUUUUGAUGAACUGGAGAGCAUUGUGAGGAUUAAACAAGCAGAAGCUAAAAUGUUUCAAGAACGUGCUGAUGAUGCAAGAAAGCAAGCUGAGGGACUGAAACGAAUUGCACUUGCAAAGAGCGAAAAAAUUGAAGAAGAGUAUACAAGUAGAAUGACAAAGUUGCGGUUAGUUGAGGCAAAGGAGAUGCGUAAACAAAAAUAUGAAGAAUUCCAGGCUCUGGAAAGGGCUCAUCGGGAGUAUUUCAGUAUGAAGAGGAGGAUGGAAGCAGAUAUUAAAGAUUUGUUGUUGAAAAUGGAAGCUACAAAACGAAACCUUGCCAUGUGAUUCAAAGCCGAUGAUUAGGUUUUUGCGCGGUAGAAAUGUUUUGGAUCAGUGGUAAAUUUACUGUUUAGAAGCAACAGUUCGUUGUAAUGUAAUGUAGCAUUAUGGCGAUCAUUUGCUUUAGCUUUUAAAGUGUAGGUGUAUCUUUUGAUUUUAGCCCUCUAACCUGAAUUUGUACAGAGAUUUCAAAACGCUUUGUAUUUUAUGAGCAGCUCCCUUUUCUGGAAGCUAUGUGAAAGAGAGAUGAUAGAUCAAGUUUCCAUUUUAUGGAAAGAUUUCAA